This is a messenger RNA of Rubroshorea leprosula, 2858 nucleotides long. The record is from the annotation of a GenBank genome assembly. Lineage: Eukaryota; Viridiplantae; Streptophyta; Magnoliopsida; Malvales; Dipterocarpaceae.
AGAGAAGAUUACAGAGACAUUCACGACCAUUUUUCCAGACUUCCAGUGAAAGCACGUUAACCUUCAACUACUCAGGUAAAAAUGGCUUCUUUCCACGAUGCACAAGGGUUCCGGGGUAACCAAGGUGAAGAGGAAGAUGUUGAUGUGAUAUUCGUGGAGCCUAUCGCGAUGAUAGUGCCGCCAGAGUUGCAAGAUUCGCCCAGAACCGCCGCGCCUGAGAGUAACGCCAGUUCGAGCGUAAGUGGUGGUUCUGAGGGCCACCAGCCUUCAACCUCUAGUGAUUCGCCCACAGAAGAGACAACUAGUGGGGCGGAGGGCGUGGAGGAGGUUGGUUGCAGUGCACCGGUGACAAGUGCAGCAGCAAAGGUGGUGGUGUUCGAAGGGUGGGAAAGCAAGGUUCUCAGUGGAAGGCUGGAUAACCUUCGUAAGGCUCCCAAAACCCUGCCGAUCGGCUUCAAGUUCAAGGCAGUGCUGCAUCAUGAGGUUGCAGAUGGCGCGGCCACGGUGAAGGGGUACAAGAAGCUGGAGGAAAUGGUGAGGCGAUUCCAGAUCCCCAGAACCAUCCUGAUCCGAGCUGGGACACCAAAUGAACGGGCAUGUUCAGUGUCGCGGACGAGUUGGGUGCCAGUAUACGUAGACCAUUUUGACGUCGGUCUACAUUUUCCUCUGCCCGGACUAAUUUUUGACGUCCUGGCAGAGUACGAGCUGGCCCUUUCGCAGCUUACUCCCAACAGCAUAAAGUUUAUCAUAGGCUUUAUGCUGUUGUGCGAAAGGUUGGGGAUGCCUACUAAGGCGGUGGUCUUCAGGUCGCUCUUCCUGUGCCGGUUGUGCCCGUCCACCAGUGGAACGAGAUGGUACUACAUCUCGGGGAGAGAGAAAAUGAUGAUAUUCACCAACAUAAGGAACAAAGUGGCGAGGUGGAAGAGACAGUUCGUCUUCGUUCGGGACACACGAACUGAACGAAUCAGUAACGAGCUCGCCGCCCGUCUGUCAGAGUGGCGCACGCCCAACACCUAUAUGAACUACCCACAGCUGAUAGUUGGUGACGUCGACCUGAAGAACCGGCUGUUGGAUUAUGUGAAGGCGAGGGGGUUGGUGGAUUUAGAAACCUUGGUUAUCCCGGAGCAGAUCGCACUUCAUGGAUUUGUCGACGUGGCAAACCUACACUCUCAAGGAGUCAUGAGCAGCAUCCUUGAGAGACAACGUCAGCGAGCUCAAGGCUCAAGGGGCCGGGGAGCUAGGUCUGGUUCCCAGCGUCAAUCCCGCUUUGACGAGCGGCCACCUGCUGCACCGGGGCGCAACUCGCAGCACCGGAGUUCCAGCUCGGCACAGCCGCGUGCAGAGCAAAGGACUGAGCCUGCGCCCUCCAGCUCUAGGAGGCGCACAAGGGAGGAGUCUGACGCAGAGGAUGACGUUCCACUCAUCCGGCGUAGGACAAGCACCGGCUCGCAGCCCGCCCCAACCGCCGCUGCGCAACCUGCUAGCGUGCCCCAAGUGUCAGUUCGGGAGGUCGUUGAGGCCACACCAGCCUCGUCGUCUGUGACGAGGCCAAGGAUUGCAUACCCGAACGGCUUCAACUAUGCCCAGACCGAGUGUCAGACCGCUAUGCUGCAGGGGAUGCAGAACUUUGUGCCCCCUGCAGACCAGCUGCGUGCAAAGGGGCACGUUCAGCAGCAUGGAAGGCAUGCUGCUUUAAUAAAGCUGAUGGAUGCGUUCAGCUACACUGUCGCACUCUUCGAGUGUGAGCAUGGGGCCCGGGCGCAGAACAACGAGCUCCAACAGAGCUGUAAACAAUUGGCCUCUGAGAAAGCCAGUUUGGCUGACGAGGUCAAUCGUUUACAAAGCUCGGAGAUGGCUAACCGAGCGGAGUCAGCAGAGAGCCGAGCUGACGAGCUGGCCCGUAAGGUUAACGAGCUGAAGGAGGAGCUCGUGAGGGCGCAAGUGGAGAAGGAAAGUGGCAUCCAAGUUGCCAAGGAGGAGCUCGACCGUGCAGAGGAACGGGCUAAAAAGGCGGAGUCUGACAGAGAGAAGACUCUGCACGAGCUGAGCUCCUUGAGGGAGAAGGUGGUGCAAGCCGACCAGCACGUCGCCCAAGCUGAGGCGUCCCUGGAAAGCACCAAGAGGGCCCACCAACGCGACGUCUGCUUUGCUCGUGCACAGGGGGCUGAAUGGCUGGUGGGAGCAAAGAUGUUCCAGGACGCUGUUGCAGUCGCCUCUGCCAACACCACCACGGACAUUUUCAACGAGGUUCGUGGGAAGGUGCUACAAGUUCGGGCUGAUUUUCCCAUCGGCGAGCUAGCUUUUUUUGAAGGCGAGGAGAUUAACGAAGAAGGAAAGAGCCUCGCCCCGCCAACGGACACCCGGGUGAGGCUGAGAUGGGAGCUGAACGAGGAAGGGCUACCCGUGUGGCCCCCUUCUGUGAUCGAAGAGGGGGAGGACACGGAGGGGUUGCCAAGUUUUGACGCUUGGGUGGCAAACCCCCAUGAUGUGCCUGCUGAGCCUUCCAGCACUCCCCCCUCUGCUCAGCCUCAACCCGCACCAGGCGCUACUACUGUUCGCUCUCCUACCCUUCCUUCUCCAGAUCGGUCAUCACCAGCUCGGUCUGCUACUGCCCGAAACGACGCAUCCAUCCCCGUCGACCUGACGGAUGAUUAGCUUAGGGUUUUUACUUUUUCUUUUGUAUUUCCAUGUAAAUCAAUGAACUCAUUCCGUAUGUACUACACAUGUAAACACUCAUUGAUGGAAUACAAAUUCGCAUAUUUUCUAAUUUCUGUGUAUAUUGCUGUGUGCUGUUUUAUGCACUGUUCUUUACAUUUGAUUGAGGAUAGCCUAAAUUAAAAUAAUGACAUCGGAAUGCU